CCCAUUUUCAGUUCCCCACAUGAUAUGAUCGAAGAAAAACAAAAUAUCCAAACAUGGCCUUGAGAUUAGUCUAUCGGGUUUUCAUAUUAGCAAGUAUUUUCUCUUUGAUUUUCCCAUCGGCCUUAUCAAGAAAUCACUAUAGCAAUAUAAGCUGGUGGUGCAACAAGACCCCAAAUCCCGAACCAUGCAAGUAUUUCUUAAACCAAAACCGACAUCGUUUUGCAAUAAAACACACAACCGAAUUCCGAAAGGUGCUGGUUCAAAUUGCGCUUGAGAGAGCCUUAGACGCCCAACGACAUGCGUCGGAGUUCGGCCAAAAUUGCCAGAACAAACAUCAAAAAGCUGCGUGGACCGAUUGUUUGAAACUCUACAACGACACCGUUUCGCAACUUAAUCGGACCCUUGAAGGGCUCGGCCACAACUGGAAGUGUACGGAUUUCGAUGCACAAACCUGGCUGAGCACGGCCCUCACAAACAUCGCCACGUGUCGAGCUGGGUCUUUGGAGUUGAACGUUUGGGAUUUCAUAUUGCCAAUCGCAUCCAAUAACAAUGUCUCCGAGCUGAUCAGCAACACUUUAGCCAUUAAUUCACAGCUUCUGGAUUUAAAGAGAGAAAACCACACCGAUGACGACGACUUUCCAACAUGGGUUUCUUACCAUGAAAGGAAACUUUUACAGUCUUCUUCGAUAAAAGCACAUCUUGUAGUUGCCAAAGAUGGUUCGGGUCAUUUUCGGACGGUUCAAGCCGCCAUUAACGCUGCUUCGAGAAGAAGAAGAACUACUCGGUUUGUAAUUUAUAUUAAAAAAGGCAUUUACUGGGAAAAUAUUGUAGUUGGGAAUAACAAUAAUAAUAUCAUGCUAGUCGGAGACGGUAUCAAAAAUACAAUCAUCACCGCCAGCCGUAGUGUCUCCGGCGGUUCCACCACCUAUAAUUCUGCAACUGCAGGAAUAGAUGGACUUGGGUUCAUUGCCCGUGGAAUUACCUUCCGGAACUCAGCCGGUCCUUUAAAAGGCCAAGCAGUGGCUCUCCGAUCGGCCUCGGACCUCUCGGUCUUCUACCAGUGUGCCUUCCAAGGCUACCAAGACACUCUCAUGGUCCAUUCCCAAAGACAGUUCUACAGACAAUGCUACAUCUACGGCACCAUAGACUUCAUCUUCGGCAAUGCUGCUGCUGUUUUCCAGAAUUGCAUCAUUUUCGUCAGAAGGCCCAUACACGGCCAAGCCAAUGUCAUUACGGCCCAAGCCAGAAACGACCCUUUUCAAAACACUGGGAUUUCGAUCCAGAAUUCCCAAGUCCUUCCCGCAGCCGAUCUCAAGCCCGCCAUCCAAUCCUUCAAUACAUUUUUGGGCCGUCCAUGGCAGAAAUAUUCUCGGACUGUGUUCAUGAAAUGUUAUAUGGAUAGCUUGGUGAACCCAGUGGGUUGGUUGGAGUGGGACAAUCCGGAUUAUCUUAAUACGUUGUACUACGGAGAGUACAAGAAUUAUGGGCCAGGUUCGUCCACUAGAAACAGAGUGAGGUGGCGUGGAUUCCAUGUGAUAACUAGCCCAAAUGUGGCGUCACAGUUCACAGUGAGAAGCCUCAUCGCCGGCCAGUCGUGGUUGCCGGCCACCGGAGUGCCCUUCAGUACCGACCUUUGAAAAUGUAAUUACGAUGUUAUAUUUAUUGUCUAUUGUUCAAUGUGAUUUAUUUGGCUGUGUAAAAGAUAUUAUUUGUGGUUGAUAUUGGAUUUUUGUAAAUUUUAAUACAUUUAUAGAGUGAAUAUAAAUCAGAAUUCUUUUAUUCUAAUAUAAUUAA
This is a messenger RNA of Ziziphus jujuba (common jujube), 1794 nucleotides long. RefSeq names its product probable pectinesterase/pectinesterase inhibitor 33. NCBI's taxonomy places the organism in Eukaryota, Viridiplantae, Streptophyta, Magnoliopsida, Rosales, Rhamnaceae. Gene Ontology annotation, molecular function: pectinesterase inhibitor activity; pectinesterase activity. The record is from RefSeq and is a predicted model, not a curated record. The transcript is spliced from 2 exons. Gene Ontology annotation, biological process: cell wall modification. The coding region runs from base 54 to 1637 and encodes 527 amino acids.